This is a messenger RNA of Pocillopora verrucosa, 1347 nucleotides long. Lineage: Eukaryota; Metazoa; Cnidaria; Anthozoa; Scleractinia; Pocilloporidae. The record is from RefSeq and is a predicted model, not a curated record.
AUUAUUGUCGAUAAAGGGCCGCGGUUGAACAUUGAAGUUUUGAUCAGAUCACAGAGGGAAAGUAAAGUUUUCUUGAGGAAACAACAGGAGGAAGAGAGAAGAGAAGCAAGUCCUAUGGCUUCCGAGGAAAUAAAGACGCUGACAUUGGCUGCGACAAGCGGAAUAGAAGCUGAGAAUGCUACUGAAAUUACAAGAGACUUCAACGACCCAGAGACCUCUGUGGUGACAGAACUGCAGCUUUCAGAGAUAAGUGAUGACGUAGGUACUUGCUGGCGUGAGCUUGGACCAAAGCUUGAUAUCCCUGCAGCAAAGAUCCAAAACCUGGACGACGAUUAUCGCUGUAAUCGCGACAAAGCAAACGCCUUACUCCUCAUGUGGAAACAGAAAGAAGGGAGCAGUGCAAUUGCAGGGCGUUUAGCGGAUGCUUUGGUAAGCAUUGGAAAAAAGUGCAUUGCAGAAAUGCUACUUGAUAUACUAUUAGGAGCGGAUGAUGCGAACGUGCUGAGGUGUGGAAACAUUCCCAAGGGUCACGUUAUCAGUUUAACAGUUAUUCAUGACCUGGGUGAAGGGCUUGAUAAGCUUAUGGUGUGCGAAGAUGCGCAGGGAAAUAAAUUCAUGGUUAAAGCAUUCAACAGCAGAGACAAUUUUUUGAAAUUGGAAGAGACACUUGUGAGCAAGAGAUUUUUAGAAACUGUUGUUGUGGCGAGACAGGAAAGUCUAAAGCGCUAUAUUUCAUCGGAGCUUCAGGACCUGAGACUCCAAAUGAAGAAAGGGCAACUGGCUUGUGGAAAUGGUGAUAAAACAGAUGGUAUUCAAGAUGCCUCUAAAGACAAAACAGAGCCCACAAGCAGCUUAUUGAAUGAGGAAGUGGAUCCACCAAACAAUGAAAGCGUGGAAAAAUUGCUAGAGUCAUGUGAACAACAUCGCUACUAUUUUCAGAGAAUGUUUGACGCUCUUAUCAAGCUGACUGGCGAGGUUGGACAACAAAAUGAAGAUAAUGUUGAUUGCAUUGAAAAACUAUUGGAAUUUACUAGGGAACUCAAGCAAAAGGAAACAACACUUUUCUCCAAAAUCGAGUCGGUAGGAACUCAGAGCCAAAUCAAGGACAAGCAGCACGCGAAUCGAGUUGAGGAAUUACAAAAAUGGAAAACGCAACAUGAGUUGCAAUUCAAGGAAAUUGAAAAGCUACUGUCAUCAGGACUACUUUAUCAAAGGACAACAGAGAGAAAGCCGAGUUAUAAAGGGAGGCUGCCCUCUCACAAGGAAACUGUGCCAAAACGUCAAUCAAAAUCUCUUCCAGGAUACGGAAGGAAGGUAAGAGAAUUUGAGUUAAAUCUGAGAUUAUAG